CGCAGUUCACGCGUAGGGCGAGAGCUCCCGGGCAGCGGCGCUCAGCUCUUCAGUAGUGUUCUACGCCACUCGGUGUCGCGACCAGUCCCAGGCUAGGCUGCAAGACCGGGUGGACAAAUGUAGGCUGUUGUGUUGUGUGAACGGUCGUUGAUUGCUUAGUGGAUUCAAGUGCCUGUGAUAUCCAGUAUUAAGACUUUCUCGCAGCGUCAUUGCGAAUUUUCAUUCACAGUCCGAUAAACCCACCCUACACAAAUGUCUGUGGACAAAGAGGAGUUGGUUCAGCGAGCGAAGCUUGCCGAGCAGGCCGAGCGGUACGAUGACAUGGCCGCUGCGAUGAAGGCCGUUACGGAGACAGGCGUCGAGCUCUCCAACGAGGAAAGGAACCUUCUAUCGGUCGCCUACAAGAAUGUUGUGGGUGCCCGGCGUUCGUCAUGGCGAGUUAUAUCGUCAAUUGAACAGAAGACGGAAGGUUCAGAAAGGAAGCAGCAGAUGGCAAAGGAGUACAGAGAAAAGGUCGAGAAGGAGUUGAGAGAAAUCUGCUACGACGUUCUCGGCCUGUUAGAUAAGUACCUUAUUCCAAAAGCAAGUAAUGCUGAAAGCAAAGUAUUUUACCUGAAGAUGAAGGGAGAUUAUUACAGGUACCUUGCAGAAGUUGCCACAGGAGAAAACAGGAAUACUGUUGUGGAUGACUCUCAAAAGGCAUACCAGGAUGCCUUUGAAAUCAGCAAGGCCAAAAUGCAGCCUACCCAUCCAAUCAGGCUGGGGCUGGCACUCAACUUUUCCGUGUUUUACUAUGAAAUCUUAAAUUCGCCAGACAAAGCGUGUCAGUUGGCGAAACAGGCAUUCGACGAUGCCAUAGCUGAACUGGAUACGCUAAACGAAGACAGCUACAAAGACUCUACCCUUAUAAUGCAGCUGCUGAGGGACAACCUCACUCUGUGGACCUCGGACACGCAAGGGGAUGGGGAUGAACCUCAAGAAGGGGGUGAUAACUGAUCUGGCCCUCCGCGAGAACCGUCAAAUCCCUGUUCCAAGUAACUGUAUUGAAAUCCUUCCUAUCUUCGUACCUGCUUCCAUUCCAGUCCUUCCCAAAUCCUGAUCCUUUAUCCUUCGAUUUUGGUCAAAUCGGUAUAUUAUUAUUAUAAGGAAACAUUCACACAUCUACACGUGCAAACACAGUCUACAGUCUACAAAGAAAAGGUUCGUUCACCUUUACAAGAAUUUUGAACAAGCCUUUCAGUAUGUGGCUUCCCUCUGUUUCUGAAAGAAAUGCUAGUGCAGCAUGCGAAUGGUUUUAAGAAAUCUACCUGAGUUGUGUUCCUAGCUGAACAUGACAUCAGAGCAUAGUAUCUUGCAGUAAUAAAAUUUUGGUUUCUCAUAGGCUACAUUAUGUAUGUUUGGAGUUGUGUUUUUGAAAUAUUUAUUGUGGAAAAGUGCAGAAGAUUAAAUUUGCUGCAAGGACACUUAACAUUGAUGUAGAAAAGUGCAUAUUAGUUGUGGAAACUGAUUUCAUUCCAGAAGCAAAGUAACCCACAAAAAUACUGUAAGAGUGCAGUUGUAAUUUGUAUGUAAUUUUUGUCUUGUCAGAUUUGUCAUGGCAUUUUUUCUCUUUCUCAUGCUGUGGAGAGACUCACAAUGUUUUAUUAUUGCAUUGAAACAAUCCAUUUAACAAGCCAAAUUACUGAAAAAUCAAUGUGCGAAAUAAAAAUCAUAAAAUAAAAUUGCAGCCUAUUAUUUAUACUAGAAUGUAAGGUAUAAACUACAUCACUUUUUAUAAAAUGCCUUUUUAAAAAAUAGCCAUCUGUUCAUAAAAUUAAAAACAUUAAGUUACAAUAAAAAUUAAAUUUAUCUGCCAAUAUCAGUUUUGUCACUUUUUUAAAUUGUUUAUAUUUAAUUUGUUCAUGUGAGAACUUAAAUAAAACGGAGGUGUUAACAA
Molecule: messenger RNA, 1936 nt
Organism: Schistocerca piceifrons (Central American locust)
Lineage: Eukaryota; Metazoa; Arthropoda; Insecta; Orthoptera; Acrididae
Gene: 14-3-3zeta
Product: 14-3-3 protein zeta
Exons: 5
Coding region: 253-996 (247 amino acids)
Biological process (GO): signal transduction
Cellular component (GO): cytoplasm
Source: RefSeq, a predicted model, not a curated record